CCCGGCGUUGGUAUUGGUGUUGUAUACGUCCUGUCGCAACCAUACCUGUUUCCUUGUGCUGAGAUCCUGAGGUGAUGAAUCAUAGUGAAAGAUUCGUUUUCAUUGCAGAGUGGUAUGAUCCAAAUGCUUCACUAUUUCGACGUUAUGAGCUUUUAUUUUACCCAGGGGAUGGAUCUGUUGAAAUGCAUGAUGUAAAGAAUCAUCGCACCUUUUUAAAGCGGACCAAAUAUGAAGACCUUCACUUGGAAGAUUUAUUUAUAGGCAACAAAGUGAAUGUCUUUUCUCGACAACUGGUGCUACUUGACUAUGGGGAUCAAUAUACAGCUCGGCAACUGGGCAGUAGGAAAGAAAAAACAUUAGCCCUGAUUAAACCAGAUGCAGUAUCAAAAGCAGGAGAAAUAAUUGAAAUAAUAAGCAAAGCUGGAUUUACUCUAACCAAACUCAAAAUGAUGACACUUUCAAGGAAAGAAGCAACAGAUUUUCAUAUAGAUCAUCAGUCAAGGCCCUUUUUAAAUGAGCUGAUCCAGUUUAUCACCAGUGGUCCUAUAAUUGCCAUGGAGAUUUUAAGAGAUGAUGCUAUAUGUGAAUGGAAAACACUUCUUGGACCUGCAAACUCUGGACUGGCGCGUACAGAUGCUCCUGGAAGCAUUAGAGCCCUCUUUGGAACAGAUGGCAUAAGAAAUGCAGCUCAUGGCCCUGAUUCUUUCGCUUGUGCUGCCAGAGAAACGGAGUUAUUUUUUCCUUCGAGUGGAGUUUGUGGGCCAGCAAACACUGCUAAAUUUACCAGUUGUACUACUUGUUGCAUUGUUAAGCCCCAUGCCAUCAGCGAAGGACUGCUGGGAAAGAUUCUGAUGGCUAUCAGAGAUGCAGGUUUUGAAAUUUCAGCUAUGCAGAUGUUCAACAUGGAUCGAGUUAAUGUUGAAGAGUUUUAUGAAAUUUAUAAAGGAGUCGUGUCUGAGUAUAACGAAAUGGUGACAGAAAUGUAUUCUGGCCCUUGUGUAGCAAUGGAGAUUCAACAGACGAAUCCUACAGUGACAUUUCGAGAAUUCUGUGGACCUGCUGAUCCUGAAAUUGCCCGGCAUUUACGCCCUGGAACCCUCCGAGCAAUCUUUGGUAAAACUAAGAUCCAGAAUGCUGUCCACUGUACUGAUCUGCCAGAGGAUGGCCUAUUAGAGGUUGUUGUAAAGUCGCUUUAGUUUUUCCACGUGGAAACUGAUGAGGCUGAACUGGUGGUUCUCUAAGCUCAGACUUCUCCACAAGUGAGCUGAGAAAUUGAUCCUCGGAGGCCUAAGAGCAGUUCCUUCAAUCCUGAACGGCUUCCUGCUGUGGCUUCAGCAUGUCACACAAGAAUUAGCAUUUUCUAUGUGUGCCGUGAGGUGACAAAGAUUGAGAGUCCCGCUCUAAACCCCUUUUGUGCACUAACAUUUCAUGAUUCUAGGUUUUGAGGAACUCACAUUCCAAUCUAACCCCCUUGUUUUUCACCAAUGAGGAGAGUGUGGCCUAAAGAAGGAAGUGGCUUACCUGAGAUUGCAUAGCUCGGUGUAUAGAACAUUAGUCUCCUAACCAGGAAUGCUGGGUUUUUCUAAUAUGCAUACUGUCUUUAUAUUCUUUGUGAUCAGGUAAUUGGUUAUUAUUAUAAUUAUCAAGAUUGCAGGUGUUUUUUUCUUUCCUUAGUUAUGUAUAGAAAUAUAUUUUAUAUUUUUUCCAAUGACUAGUAAAAAUUUAUUACUCUAAGAUAUCAAACGUCAUUUUACUAAAACUGGAAGCUUGAAAACUUUGGAGAAGUGACUUCCCAGGAGAACACACUUCUUAUUUUAUUCUGACUAAGCUGAAACUAUUACAAGACCAGCAUUUCUAUUUCUAAGUCAGUCCAAAGUCUAUAAGCAUACAGAAAUGAUGAGUAGAAAUUAGCUGAGCUUUCAAUAGCUUUUUACUUGAUUUGAACUUGCGUUCAAAGGUGAAUCAAAAGUUUAAAGUUGAAUUUGAAUCUAAAGUAUGAGGCAGGCUGAGGAGUAUACUGCUUCUGAGCACAGGCUCUGGAGUCGAGUAAUCUGAGUUCAAACCCCUAAUUUCUCCACCUACCAACUUUGUGACUUAGGAAAAAUUACCUUUCUCAGACUCAUUUUCCCCAUUUGCAGAAUAGAAAUAAUGACAUUUCACAGUAAGCAUUGAAUGAGACAAUAUAUAAAAAGGACUGUUUCAUCAGAGUUCAGUAUAGAAAACAGAAACUAGGUGUUUCAAUAAGAAAGGGGUUUAAUACAGGGGAAAUCAAUGGAAGGAAGGGGAUGCCACAGGGACACUGAUUUCACACCACACUACUAUGCAGAGGUCAGGCAGCUGCUCUUGAUGCCACCUCGGCCACAACUGCUGACAUAACUGCAGUCUCACAGCCGUGAACCUGAUGACAAGACACUGGAAGGCUGAGUCCAGCCACUACAAACACUUAUCUUUCUGACUUGCUUGCCAGUAUUCAGAACAGUAAGAAGAUGGCCUUUGUCUUGCCUCUCUCUUCCAAAUUUCACAUGGAUGCAUCUGAUUCGUGGAGCCCAAUUUGUAAUAAGAGCUUUAGCUGCAGGGGAGUUUGGGAAAUGUAGUUUGUAGCUUUCUAGCUACCAAACAGAAGGAGGAUGAAAUAGAAAUUGAGAGACCCAGUCUAAGUAUCUGCCACAAGGGUAGAGCCCAGGGUGUGGCAUACAGCAAAUGCCCAAUAAAUGAUAGUUACUGUUGGUUUUGUUGCUGUUGGUAUAUUAGUAGCAGGAGUACAGGUAUCACUAAAUCUCAAUACAUAGUUUACUUGUAAACUUUUAUUAACCUUAAAAUGUUGAUUUGCUUCUAUUCUUAGGGGAUGCACCAAGGAUGCAAUUAAAUAUAAAUCUUCAUCUAUGUUGUAAACCCAUUAUUUAUAAGAUCCCUUUUUCUCCCUGUCAAGAUGGCAGUACAUAAUAAAGCAAAUUUCUAUGUAUUGUCUGAUUCAGUUAACAUAAUCACUGAAUUAAAACAAUAGGACUCAAUUCAGUUAACUGUUUUGUGAUGGGAUAUGCCUUGCUGCAUUCAAGUGUAAACAGCUGAUUGAUCUCACUGGGUGCCUAGACACAAACUAAAUCUUCUUUCC
Physeter macrocephalus (sperm whale) is the source of this 3112-nucleotide messenger RNA. RefSeq names its product NME/NM23 family member 7 (gene NME7). Bases 75 to 1196 code for a protein of 373 amino acids. Gene Ontology annotation, cellular component: centrosome. Gene Ontology annotation, biological process: CTP biosynthetic process; GTP biosynthetic process; UTP biosynthetic process. The transcript is spliced from 12 exons. Gene Ontology annotation, molecular function: nucleoside diphosphate kinase activity; ATP binding. Lineage: Eukaryota; Metazoa; Chordata; Mammalia; Artiodactyla; Physeteridae. The record is from RefSeq and is a predicted model, not a curated record.